Molecule: messenger RNA, 2001 nt
Organism: Labrus bergylta (ballan wrasse)
Lineage: Eukaryota; Metazoa; Chordata; Actinopteri; Labriformes; Labridae
Gene: dus1l
Product: dihydrouridine synthase 1-like (S. cerevisiae)
Molecular function (GO): tRNA dihydrouridine synthase activity
Source: RefSeq, a predicted model, not a curated record
GUUUCAGGAAACGUUUCCUGCCGGCGUUAUUUCGCUGCUGCACACUGUUGGACAGUGCUGCUGGGAGGAAACAACGAAUCUCGCCGCAUUUCAGUGAUGGCGAAGCUCCAGGGCUUUGAGUUCUGGAGGAAGACCCUGAAAGAGGCUCGCUAUGUGGUGGCCCCGAUGGUGGACCAGAGCGAGCUGGCGUGGCGCCUGCUGAGCCGUCGUCACGGCGCUCAUCUCUGCUACACGCCCAUGCUGCACGCUCAGGUGUUUGUCCGCGACGCCAACUACAGGAGAGAGAACCUGUACAACGAGGUGUGUGAGGAGGACAGACCUCUCAUCACACAGUUUUGUGCCAAUGAUCCGGAGGUGUUCCUGCAGGCCGCUCUGCUGGCUCAGGAUUACUGCGACGCCAUCGACCUCAACCUGGGCUGUCCACAGAUGAUCGCCAAGAGAGGUCAUUAUGGAGUUUUUCUUCAAGACGAAUGGGAGCUGUUGGAGAAAAUGAUCAGGUUAGCCAAUGAGAAGCUCUCUGUGCCGAUCACGUGUAAGAUCCGCGUGUUCAAGGAGACGGAGAAGACGGUCCGUUACGCCCAGAUGCUGGAGAAGGCUGGAUGUCAGCUGCUGACGGUGCACGGCCGGACCAAAGACCAGAAAGGAGCCAUGACGGGGAUCGCCAGCUGGGAGCACAUCAAGGCCGUGAGGAAGGCGGUUAAUAUUCCCGUGUUUGCAAAUGGAAACAUCCAACACCUGAGUGAUGUGGAGCGCUGCAUUCAGGAGAGCGGCGUGCAGGGAGUCAUGAGUGCAGAGGGUAACCUACACAACCCCGCCCUGUUUGAAGGCCGCAGCCCCCCCGUGUGGGAGAUGGCCGAGGAGUAUCUGGAGGUGGUGAAGCAGCAUCCGCCCUGCACGCUGUCCUACGUACGAGCCCACCUCUUCAAGCUCUGGCACCACACGCUACAGAUCCAUCAGGACCUGAGGGAGGAGUUGGCCAAGGUGAAGAACCUCGAGGGUUUGGCCAACGUCAGCAAACAGCUGAGGCUGCGAUGUCAGGAGGAGAUCGCUAAAGGAAAGGACUCAGAAGAGAAGGAGAGCAGUCUGCCGUUUCCUCACUGGAUCUGUCAGCCGUACAUCAGACCACCGCCAAAGGAUCCGGUUGCCAACGGUAACGGGCAGGGUUCAGAGGUGAAGAGGGCGGUGUGUCAGAAGAGGGCACUGGAGGACUCGGACGGAGCUGCGGACACGCUCUCCAAAAACAAGCAGAAGAAGAGAUCCAGAAACCCGCACAAGAACUUCUGUCCCGAACACAAACCAAAGUACGUCAAAUGUGAUCAGUGCGGGAACCCGAAGGGGAAUAAGUGCGUUUUUAAUCUGUGUCGAGGCUGCUGUAAGAAGAAGGCGUUCAAGGAGGUGGCCGACUGUCCCAGCCACGGGCUGAGGUUCAAGACCAAGGCGGAGAAACAGAAAGCUGAGGAGGAGAAGAGGAAAGAGGAGGAGACAGAGCGGAUCAGAAACUCUCCUCAGACGCUCUCUGAUCCGAGUACAAAUCUGCAGGAGGGGAGCAACGCAGAGCUGCAACGAUGAAACGUUUCUCUAAAGAUCACACCCAAGAGACUAUUUAAUGCCAAAAAAAAAAAGAAAAGCAGGUUCUGUCUACAUUUUGGACACCUCUCUUUAGAUUCAGCAGAUUCCCUCUGCUGCUGCUGGGUUUAAAUCCAUGUGAUUCUUCUGUAGUCCGAGCCCCUGCUUUCCUCUUUCUCUGAUUGGUUGAUCACUGUUCAAGUAUUUUGCGGCGAGACGAUUCGACGCAGAGAACGUUUUUACCUGUUUGGCUUUAAAUCCUGGUCGGUGCUGCAGGACUUGUGUUGACCUGGUUUACUUCAUUCUGCUGAAAAAGCAGACGUUAUGAAACUGCGUUCUAAGGUCGCUGACUCUUCAGGUGACGGGUGUGAUUUUACAUUUAGGCUCAGCCGAUGAUCAGUCGGGACAAACAGUAAACAGCGCUGCUUAAAAACA